Raphanus sativus (radish) is the source of this 1785-nucleotide messenger RNA. Its product is annotated as protein POLLENLESS 3-LIKE 2. The record is from RefSeq and is a predicted model, not a curated record. Gene Ontology annotation, molecular function: protein binding. NCBI's taxonomy places the organism in Eukaryota, Viridiplantae, Streptophyta, Magnoliopsida, Brassicales, Brassicaceae. The transcript is spliced from 3 exons. The coding region runs from base 145 to 1563 and encodes 472 amino acids.
AACGGCUAGUCACUAGUGCCAUCAACGGUCGAAAAUUUUUACUUUUUUUAUUUAUUUAUAAAAAUCUCAACAUCAUCUCUCCACAUCACUCCUCCUCUGAGAUUCAUCAUUCGUUUGUCUUCUUCUCCAUUGACUCUCACAAAGAUGAUGAAAGACGCAUUCAGACCGACCAAAUCCGCUCCCUGUUCCCCUGCAAAGCCACUUGGUAUCUCCCGAACUCGGUCUGAAUCAUUUCACGCCAUCUACAAAGUUCCUGUCGGAGACAGUCCUUAUGUCCGAGCCAAAAACGUUCAGUUAAUAGAGAAGGAUCCGGAGAGAGCAAUUCCUCUGUUCUGGUCGGCCAUAAAUGCCGGAGACAGAGUGGACAGUGCUCUUAAAGACAUGGCUAUCGUGAUGAAACAGCAAGACCGUGCCGAAGAAGCCAUCGAAGCCAUUAAAUCCCUCAGAGUCAGGUGUUCAGACCAAGCACAGGAAUCACUUGACAACAUCCUCUUAGAUCUCUACAAGAGAUGUGGGAGAUUAGAUGACCAGAUCGCACUUUUGAAACACAAACUCUUGUUGAUACAUAAAGGACUCGCCUUUAACGGUAAAAGAACCAAAACCGCUAGGUCUCAGGGGAAGAAGUUUCAAGUCUCUGUGGAGCAAGAAGCCACUCGGCUACUGGGGAACUUAGGGUGGGCUUUGAUGCAGAGAGACAACUUCGUUGAAGCCGAGGAUGCGUACAGGAGAGCUCUGUCUAUCGCACCGGAUGACAACAAGAUGUGUAACCUCGGUAUCUGUCUUAUGAAGCAAGGCAGGAUAGACGAAGCUAAAGAGACGUUGCGACGUGUGAAACCAGCGGUGGUGGAUGGUCUUAGAGGAGUUGAUUCUCACCUGAAGGCUUACGAGAGAGCGCAGCAGAUGCUCGGCGAUCUUGGUUCCGAGACGAUGAGGAGAGGAGGGGGUGAUAGAGUUGAGCAGAGGAGGCUUUUCGAUGCGAUGUUCGGGUCUUCCUCUAUUUGGCAGCCUCAGCCUUGUAGAGAACAGAGCAUGAAGCCUAAACCGAAGUUGGAUUUGAGCAACGAGAACGUGAAUGUAGUAGUAAACAACCCAUUAAGGGUGGAAGCGAAACUACUCGGGUCUUCCUCCUACUCUAUAUGUCAGCCUCAGCCUUUUAGAGAACAUAACGUGAAGCCCAAGGCAAAGCUGGAUUCGAGUAAGGAUGGAUACGGUGAUGAGAACGUGAAGACGAAUGUAAAUGUAGUAAACAACAACCCAUUAAGGGUGGAUGCAAAACCAUUCUUCUCUGCGAAACUGAUCAGCAAUAACGAGAAGUUCAAGAGGACGAGAUCUUCGAGCCAGACAAUGGGGAUGUUGAGUUGUGGUGGUGGUGAUGAGGGAGAGACAAACGCUAAGAGAAGAUUGUCGAUGGAGAAGAGAGCGAUGGAGUGUGGAUUACCAGACAACAUGGAGUUUGAAGAAGCGAUGAUCAUGGCUGUUUUGGGGACAGAGAAGAAAGUGGACAAGAAUAGGCUAAAGGUUUUUCAGGACAUCACUUUGUCCUGUCUAAGCCCAAGAGCCUGAUGAGUUAUCUCAUCUCUUCUAACUUAUCUAUUUUUAUGUCAUUCUAAUUUAUUAGUUUUCUAAGUAAAGUUGGGGGGUGGGGUACUUGGUGAUGCCAAAAUGAGAUGAGCUCUUAAUCUCCUUGGUGAUUUUUUUUUAUUUUAAAUGUUUUUGUCAGCUUAAAGUUGCUACAUUAAUGCCAUUGACCAAUAAUGAAAGGUUGAAAGUUAUGUUCUUUGCUAA